This is a messenger RNA of Linum tenue, 420 nucleotides long. The record is from the annotation of a GenBank genome assembly. NCBI's taxonomy places the organism in Eukaryota, Viridiplantae, Streptophyta, Magnoliopsida, Malpighiales, Linaceae.
AUGGGUGGAGGAGAAGAAAGGGGAGGAGCUUCAAAGACGGCGUCGUUUUGGUCGUGGUGCAACGACGACACGAAGAAGGCGUACGGAGCCGUGGUAUUAACACGGCUGAUCUACGCCGGAAUGUUCUUGGUCUCGAAGGCGGCGUUCGACGGCGGCUUGAACCCUGCCAUUUUGGUGUUCUACCGGCAAGCCUUCGCCACCGUCAUCCUUGCUCCUCUUGCCCUCUUCCUCGAAUGGAAGCAUGCUCCACCGCUUUCGCUGCUCACCUUCAGCAAGAUUUUCGUGCUUGCUCUCGUCGGGAUAACAUUGGCGUUGAACCUCAAUGGCUUCGGCUUGCUUUACACCUCCGCCACCUUGGCCGCGGCUUCCAUUAAUUCCCUCCCCGUCGUGACUUUCUUCUUGGCCCUCCUCCUCCGGUAA